AUGAUCGGUAUAAAUCAUGAUGAACAUACGAGGCUACCAAGAGAAAUGAGAAUUCAACCUAGAUCAUUACUAAAGUCCAUGCAUCAGAUUAUUCAUAGUAUGACUAUGAAUGCUGAUCGACAUUCAUAUAGGGAUGGCAAGUCCGGUGUCACACUUGAUAUUCACCUCUUAUUAGAAUUCAAGGGCUGGAUGACAAUAGUACGAAGACUAGUAUCCUUAGUGAUUUGGGGAUUAACAACAGCGUCGGAUACACAACUUAACAAAGAGGAUUUAUUAGGACUAAAUGUAUAUGAAGAUACGAGUUGGUGUGGCAAUUCGAGGUUAUUUAUACAUGUUGUUAGCUAUGGAUCUUCGAAGCUAACAACUAUUUCUAUGUACUUGAGAUAA
Messenger RNA from Cetraspora pellucida, 387 nucleotides. NCBI's taxonomy places the organism in Eukaryota, Fungi, Glomeromycota, Glomeromycetes, Diversisporales, Gigasporaceae. The record is from the annotation of a GenBank genome assembly.